This is a messenger RNA of Geodia barretti, 1299 nucleotides long. The record is from the annotation of a GenBank genome assembly. Lineage: Eukaryota; Metazoa; Porifera; Demospongiae; Tetractinellida; Geodiidae.
AUGGAGACCACGCCACAAUCCCGUGCAAUUUGGGAAGAGGCUUGCCGGUACUUGCCUGACGGCGACAGCCGUCAUUCCAUCUUCUGGAACCCGUACCCGAUCUUCACCGAAUCAGCCCGGGGGGCGGUAGUCACCGACGCCGAUGGCGUCGAGCGGCUCGACUUCAUCAAUACGAUGACCACCAUGAUUCUCGGCCACGGGCCCGCACCCGUUCUGGAUGCGGCCCGCCAGCAGAUGGAGUUGGGCCUGGCCUACAACUCGCCCAACCGCCAUCAGGUGGCGCUUGCCCGCUUGCUUUGCGAGCGAAUACCCUCAUUUGACCAGGUGCGGUUCACCAACUCUGGAACCGAGGCCACGCUCAAUACCAUCCGCGCUGCUCGCGCCUUCACCGGCCGCAGCAAGUUUGCCAAGGUGGAAGGUGGUUAUCACGGUACCCACGACGCCGUACUGGUCAGCCUGCGGAUCGACCCUUCCGCCGCGGGAGCCUACGAUCAUCCUGAGCCUGUCGCGUCGAGUGCCGGGCUGGCCGACGGGGUUUUGGACCAAGCGGUUAUCGUUCCCUACAACGACGUGGAGGUCGCCCGGCGCAUCCUGGACGAGAACCGCGAAGAUUUGGCUGCGGUCAUCGUCGAGCCUGUCAUGGGCUCGGUUGGAAUGCUUCCGGCGGACCCCGCCUAUCUGACCAUGCUGCGCGAUUUCGCCGAUGACAGCGGUGCGCUGCUUAUCUUCGACGAGGUCAUCAGUUUCCGCGUCGCGCCCGGCGGCGCUCAGGAAUAUUACGGCGUCACCCCUGACAUGACCGCACUGGGCAAGAUCAUUGGCGGCGGCUUCCCGGUGGGCGCCUUCGGUGGUCGGUCCGACAUCAUGGCGCAAUACAGUCCGGUCAAUGGCGCGGCCAUCGCCCAUGGCGGCACCUUCAACGCCAAUCCCGUCACCAUGGCCGCGGGCGUAGCCACGCUCAACGAACUGACUCCAACCGUGUAUCGCCGCCUGGCCGAGCUAACCGAGAUGCUCCGCCAGGGUAUCCGCCAGGUGUGCUCCGAGCUGGAGCAGCCGGUGGUGGUGACCGGAGCCGGAUCGCUCUUCGGCAUCCACUUCGGCCACGGUCCACUGAACCACUAUCGGGACAUCGCCUCAACCGACAAGGAUUUGGCCGGCCGCGUGUUCAUCGGAAUGCUCAACGAGGGCUUCUUGCUGGCCUCCAACCUAGUGGGCGCCCUUUCGACCUCCCUUGGCGAGGUGGAAGUUGACGCCUUCGUCCGCGGGUUCAGGCGCGUCCUGCAACGGCAGCUCGACUGA